Leptopilina boulardi is the source of this 1023-nucleotide messenger RNA. RefSeq names its product mRNA export factor GLE1-like. The transcript is spliced from 4 exons. Lineage: Eukaryota; Metazoa; Arthropoda; Insecta; Hymenoptera; Figitidae. The record is from RefSeq and is a predicted model, not a curated record. Bases 1 to 1023 code for a protein of 340 amino acids.
AUGCGUUGUUUAAUUGCAUUUUACUUUCAGCAAAAAAUAACUGAAGAAAUAAUAAUUCCUCCUGCUGUCAAUGAUAAUACGAUAGAAACUGUGCCUAUUUUAAACCAAACUGAAGUGAAUCAAGGAAAUGAAUUUGAAAAAAUUGAAAGUGUACGUAUUAUUGAAUCGAGUGACGAAGAUGAAGACAACAUUUCAAAAGACAAAAAUUACAUUCCAGAAGAACCUCGCAAUAAAAUUGUAAGUGAUGAUUUAAUAGAUUUGGUGAAAACGAUUACGAGAUCAUCUGGCAAAAAAUUUAAACUGGAUAUUUCCAAUGAAGAACGUAACAAACUUCUAAAAGUGUCUGAAAAAAUUGAAAUUCAAUUAAGGGGUGAGAAACCUUUAGAAAACGAGCUGAACGAAAUGUGGGUCAAUGACUUGAAAGAUGCCAUUUCAAAACAAACAUCAAAAUCUGAAAAAAUUUUUCUUUUAACAACAAUUCCAGUUGACUUGAGCGUUCGAAAAACUGCAAAAUUGUUCAGCGUUUCACGUCGUUUAGCAGCUAGAGCAAAACAAUUGCGCUUAAAGAAGGGAUAUGCAUCUCACGUUGAUCCAAAACCUGGUCACCCCAUGGACUUAUCUAUAAAGAAAAAAGUAAAUCAAUUUUACCUAUCUGACGAAGUGAGUCGUGUGUUACCUGGGAGAAAAGAUUUCAAAUCAGUGGUAAUUGAUGGAAAACGACAGCAUUUAACAGGCAUAAAGGAGAUUUCAUUUCAUCAGUGGCUCACGACUGACAGAGAUUUUUGUAAAGAACUAUCAGAGGAACAGGAAAAAGAGAAUGAAGAAGAGGAGGAAGAGGGAGUAGAUGAAGAGGAAGUGGAUGAAGAGGAGAGAGUGGAUGAAGAGGAGAGAUUGGAUGAAGAGGAGAGAUUGGAUGAAGAGGAGAGAUUGGAUGAAGAGGAGAGAGUGGAUGCAGAGGAGAGAGUGGAUGAAGAGGAGAGAGAGGAUGAGGGAGAUGAGGAAGAAAGACAGAGGAGGAAGUGA